Molecule: messenger RNA, 2078 nt
Organism: Porites lobata
Lineage: Eukaryota; Metazoa; Cnidaria; Anthozoa; Scleractinia; Poritidae
Source: the annotation of a GenBank genome assembly
AUGGAACAGUCAACAGCUGGUGCAAGUGGGGCAGCUCCACCUAAAACGAAGAAGGAACCUGGAGCUCUAACAGGGAAGAGUGUUGUAGUGUUGAAGCCUUGUGACGUCACAAUAAAGGAUGGGACAGUAUUCAUGCCUAACAUGAUAGAAAUGGCUCAACUCAAAAAAUCAGAAAAAGGACAGUUUAAAACAAAUGUGCAGUUUUCUUCAAAGAUGACGGAAACGGACAUAAAAAGGAUAUUAGCGGAGACGUUUCCUUUUCUCGAAUGUCAAAGGUAAUGAUAUAAUAUAUCAGUGAGUUUACGCAACAGGACGGCUGAAAGAAUAGAACGGCAAAAUGCUUAACUGUGACAAACGUGACAGGUCUACUACUGCUACUACUACUACCACUACUACUACUACUGCCACUACCACUACCGCUACCGCUACUACUACUCCUUCUACUUCUACUUCUACUUCUACUACUACUACUACUACCACUACCACUAAUAAUAAUAAUAAUAAUAAUAAUAACCUGGUUAAACAGGAUGACCAUUUCAGUUAUAAAAACUGCUAUCAAUGUGGGUUCUGUAUAAAAAUAAAUGAAUAAAUAGAUAAAAACUUAAUUAUAUACGAAACUGGGAUACAUUACAUAAUUAUAUUCAAUAAACAAGGGUAGCCUCCUUAUGAACAAAACUACAUACAAUCAUUAAAAAGGGUAGCCCCCCACCCCUUAUAAAAAAAAAAAGCUCCCUUAGUCAACUCGAGAUUGACUUUACCAAUAGAUAACCUAUAUUUAGACCUAGUGUCAUAGUCAUGAAUACCAUAAGUUCGCCGUCGAAAAUAAUCUGAGAAUUGUCAGGAAUUCACUUAACAUUGAUGCUUUUUGCUCUUCUGCAAGAAAAAGUGUUUAAAGGAAUGUGAGGUUUGGCGGAAAGUUUUUUCAAAGAAAAUCAUUGUCACGCUUGUCACACAAGGUUUGCCGUCGUCUUUCGUCUCCCGUCUUGUUGCAGAAGUUUACUUUUAUUAUACGAGACGGUUUUGAUUAAGAAAAAUUAAUUCAAGGUAAUUUGUAAAUGAAUGAUUGCCGUCCUUUUAUACUAACUAGGCAUCUUCAAGGACCAGUUGAGGAUAAAUUGCAAGACAGUCCUAUGCAAACACUAUAGCGGGAGAUAAGUAGCCUCCCACGUAUACGAGACGUAGCCUGUACACAGACGUUGUUUUAUUUUUGCUUUCGUUCUUUUCGGAAAACAUCAGCGAGCUCGCGAGAACGAGCGCAGACCGCGAGAAAGAAAAAUAAAGAAUUUCUUCCCUCACCACUACCCCCUUGCGCUGGCGGUCAAUAAAUCCCGUGCGGUUUAUAUUUUAUCACCCGGACUCGAAGGACUUUGAAGAGAAAAUAGAGGGUCUGUGAACAGGUUAAAGUAGACGUUCUGUUAGCUCGUCACGCAAUCCUCCCCAACGUUCGUGGGGCAGGAACGCGUGACAAACCCCUAAGAACGUCAGUUUUAGUAGGAGGCUAGGAGAUAGUGGAUGAUUUCAAAAAGCAACAAAUUAAAGACAGGGCAAUCCCAUAGCAUUUCUCGCUUUUAGAAUGGAACGAAUUUCGCCGGGAACGCUAAAACUUUGAUCUUUAAAGAGAUGUUCUCGUGUUCUUAUUUUUAUUGAUUAACUUAAACGAACAACAGCGGUCGAUAAAUGUUGUAAGCCCUGUUGACCUUGUUGUACUACAAUGAUCGUGUGGGCAGUGGGUUUUCUUUGCAGCAGUAACUAAUCGAACAAACUCGCAGUACAGUCGUUUUGUCUGAUUUGUUUAGAUUUUUCUGAUGAUCGCCACUUUAUCUACCAUAGACGAUGCUUCAUUGAGCGCAGCAUAAUAUAGAUAUAUUGAAUAUAAUUAAUUUUAGACCUGAGUGUUUUUUCCUGUUUGCCGACGUAGGUUCUACUGUGCUGGAGCAGUGGACCGUCGAAUAAGGUUAGACUUCCAUGGAGAGCGUCGGAUUUGGGAUGGACGUCUUAUAAAGAAGAAAAUAAAAGGAAACUCCACUCUCUACAUUUAUACUGAUGAGGUAAGGUUUCUAUGUAAACAAAUAAAAUAA